This is a messenger RNA of Aethalodelphis obliquidens (Pacific white-sided dolphin), 2507 nucleotides long. It is a transcript of the gene FRRS1L, whose product is annotated as ferric chelate reductase 1 like. Gene Ontology annotation, biological process: regulation of glutamate receptor signaling pathway; regulation of postsynaptic membrane neurotransmitter receptor levels. The record is from RefSeq and is a predicted model, not a curated record. Lineage: Eukaryota; Metazoa; Chordata; Mammalia; Artiodactyla; Delphinidae.
AUGCGCAGACCGAGGCUGGGAGGCGGCGGUGCGGGCGGCUCCGCGGCUGCGCGGGCUGCGGGAGGGGGCGGACGCGUGCUGGCGGCGGCGGCCGCGCAGUACCGACCCUGCGCCCGCGGCGCCCCUGCUGCGGCCCGAGCGGCCGGGCUGCGGGAUCGGUGGAUAGCGAUGGCGCGGUCGCGCCGGCAGUGCCCGAGGGCCUGGGCGCCGCUGCUCUUGCUGCUGCUGGCCGGGCCCGUCGCCUGUGCCGCCAGCCCCGCGGACGACGGCGCGGGCGCCGGGGGCCGGGGGCCCCGGGGCCGCGCGCGGGGGGACUCGGGCUCCGACGAGGCGGUGCCGCGCCACGACUCCUCCUACGGCACCUUCGCGGGGGAGUUCUACGACCUACGCUACCUGUCCGAGGAGGGUUACCCUUUCCCUACUGCUCCUCCUGUGGAUCCAUUUGCCAAAAUCAAAGUGGAUGACUGUGGAAAAACUAAGGGAUGCUUUAGAUAUGGCAAACCGGGCUGUAAUGCAGAGACCUGUGACUACUUCCUUAGCUACCGGAUGAUAGGGGCUGAUGUGGAAUUUGAGCUGAGUGCAGACACAGAUGGUUGGGUAGCAGUUGGAUUCUCUUCAGACAAGAAAAUGGGUGGUGAUGAUGUCAUGGCCUGCGUCCACGACGACAACGGCAGGGUGCGCGUACAGCACUUCUAUAACGUAGGCCAGUGGGCAAAGGAGAUUCAGAGAAAUCCUGCCAGAGAUGAGGAAGGAGUUUUUGAGAAUAAUCGGGUCACCUGCAGAUUUAAACGGCCUGUGAAUGUUCCCAGAGAUGAAACAAUUGUUGAUCUGCAUUUAAGUUGGUAUUAUCUGUUUGCUUGGGGUCCAGCCAUUCAGGGCUCCAUCACCCGACACGAUAUAGACUCACCACCGACUUCAGAGCGUGUUGUCAGUAUUUACAAGUAUGAGGACAUUUUUAUGCCAUCAGCUGCCUAUCAGACCUUCUCCUCUCCAUUCUGUCUGCUUCUCAUUGUUGCCUUGACCUUCUACUUAUUGAUGGGAACCCCUUAACCACAGCUGCAAAGCCAACAGAUUCAAUGCAUUAUUAGAAAGUCUUUAGUAUAUUUUUAAAAAAUAUGCAGUAUAAUUUUAGCUUCUAUUAUGUAAAAAAAAAGACUUAUAUGAUUCAGCUUUCUGGAAGAAAGAGCAAGUUUCUUUUCUAAGCGAAGAGGAUUGUUUAAUAAUGACCCCAUACUUUGGGAAAGUACUUAAAACUUUUCUAAGCACUCACUUUCAAAUAUGUUUUCUUAUUUGAGCUUCCCAACAUCUCUCAGUUGGCUUGAUGAACAUUAUUAUUGCCAUCGUACUGAAUGGGAUUUGAGACCCAGGAAGGUUCCCUUUUUAUGACUCUCGUGCCAUGUAGCCUUGGCUACUUGGUAAGAUAACACAUAGCAAGGUAGAGAAAGCUAGGCAUAGAAACCAUGUCUCUAAACAACCUUUACUCUUCCAACUACAGCUCAAGAGAGUUACUUGGAGUAAUACUAAGGAGAACUUCACUGGAUGGCCCAAGUUCACAGCCAGCCUUUUAGGCAGAAGAACUUUCAAAUUUUCAUAAAGCAUGAAGGCAUUUGGAUACUUACACAGCUAAUGAGGAGAAUGAUGGAGAUAAUAGUGAUAUGAAAAUGGUUCAUAUUUAUUUGAAGUGUCUUCUGGAUUAGUAAGUAGCUAAAAGAACACAUUUUUUUUUGCUGCUUGGAAAGGUUAGAAAUGGAACUGUGAGUGUUCCUGAAGAUGUAAAAUUAUAUUAAUGAUAAAAAAAAUGGGCAUUCUUAGAAGUUAGAAUUUGGACUCUACUACCACUGUAUUUAAUAAAUUAAGGUGUUCAUUUGUGGUUACAGCUAAUUCUGUUGUCAGUCACCAUAUAUUGAGUAUGAUUAAAUGUGUAUUAUAAUAGACAAAUCAUCUUGAAUAUUCAAAGCAUUUUGAUAAUAAAUUAACAUUUUUGGAGAUUUGGAGUAGAAACAUUUUAAAGAUGACAUUUUUUUAAAAUUAGCAAAUGCGAAAUGACCCAUCAAGUGAAUUUACUUAGAGUAUCCGUUCAAAUGUUCAGACAUAAAUUGGAUUGGCAGUCAGCAUAAUUUAUAAUAAUGUCUUGACUUAAUGCAUUUUCUUUUUUCAAAGGAACCCAAAUGUUCCUUUAUUCCAACUGACUGAGUUAACAGCCCAUUUAGAGGAAGAGUCUCUGGGUAUAAUUAUGCUGCUGAGACAUUUCCACUGUAGAGUUAUGGAGUCUUCUGGCUCCCCCCCAACUCCCCACCCCAUUGCUUUAAAGUUGGCUUCAACUUUGUGGUUUUUGUGAUUAACAACACUGGAGACUGUGAUUUCUAAUGCCAUCCUUGGAAUCCAUGUCAGAAGUGAAAGGCCGCCUCUCCUUUGGGAGAAGCUUUCACAUUCUUCUGGCACUGAACAAAAAUAAGGAAAACAGGGCUUCCCUGGUGGCGCAGUGGUUGAGAGUCCGCCUGCCGAUG